Molecule: messenger RNA, 1068 nt
Organism: Eutrema salsugineum
Lineage: Eukaryota; Viridiplantae; Streptophyta; Magnoliopsida; Brassicales; Brassicaceae
Product: RNA-binding protein 24
Exons: 6
Coding region: 32-907 (291 amino acids)
Molecular function (GO): RNA binding
Source: RefSeq, a predicted model, not a curated record
AAUAUCAAAACAGUUAUAUAUCGUAUAAUAGAUGUCUUCUAAUACGAGCUAUUACCGAUCGCCGUUCGGAGACACGACCUACACCAAAGUGUUCGUCGGAGGCUUAGCAUGGGAGACUCCGACCGAGGAAAUGCGUCGUUACUUCGAUCAGUUCGGAGAGAUUCUUGAAGCCGUCAUCAUCACCGAUAAGACCACCGGAAAAUCUAAAGGCUAUGGUUUCGUCACAUUUCAAGAGCCGGAAUCAGCAACGAGAGCAGUCGCCGAUCCGAAUCCUGUGAUCGAUGGUAGAAAGGCUAAUUGCAAUAUUGCGUCUUUUGGACGGCCCCGACCAUCGACGCCUCGAGGGAGAGGACAAGGAGGAAGCCCUAGUCAGUAUCAUGGUGGAGGACAAUCAAGCUAUACCGGAAUGGCUGCCCCGCUGCAGCAGGCUGCGACUGCCCAGCUCAUGUAUCCAUCGUACGGGUACACCUACAAUUCUGAAUAUGGGUACCACCAAGCGUUAUACAACACACAGCUCCAACAAGCACAAUACUAUCAACAGCAAAUGUACGGCGGAGGAGCAACAUCACCAUCAUCAUCUAACAUCAUGCCUUCUCCUUACUACUACCUCCAAGCUCCAAGUCCUAGACCAUAUCCUCAUCAACAUCAUCAUCAAUAUGCUCAUCAUAUUCAUCAUCAUCAGCAGCAGCAACAACGCUUACCUUCUGCUUCUUCUUACCCAAUUCACCAAUCCAAUUUCGAGGCUCCUACUAAUUCCUCCAAUGCCCCUCCUUCCCAAGAGCCAAUAUCUUCUUCCACCGAAUCACAAGUUCCACAUCAAUUCUCAGCAGAAGGAGGAGAAUUCGAUGCAACGGAUGCACCUGAAAGUACAACCACGAACAGCAGAGAGUUGACAUCAUCUUCAUAAUCAACUGCAUCUCCAACUUGUACAAUCUUUUGACAUUUUUUUACCCUCCCUUUCUCUUCAUCCAACAAAGAAAAAAAAAAAGCUAAUUCGUUUAUUUCCCCAACCAAAUCCUUCCAUGACUUAAUAUGACUGCCAAAUAAAGAUGGCUCUAUCUCUUGUCA